CAUCAAUCCACAAUAUCCUCUAAGCUUAUUCUUUCUAUCGCUCUGUUUGACUAAUUAACAUAGAGCGACAGAAGAAUGGGUCUAAGCAAUAUUAAUAUCCCCUUACUUUUGCUCUCGCUUUUGAUGUUUGGUGUUUUGGGUAAUGCUCAACUUAGCUCCGAUUUUUACUCCGAGAGCUGCCCUAAUGUCACAAUCAUCGCUCGGCGUCUGAUCCAACGAGCUAGCCGUACCGACGUUAGACUCACUGCUAAAGUCAUGCGUCUUCACUUUCACGACUGUUUUGUGAACGGCUGCGAUGGUUCGGUACUAUUGGACGCUGCUCCUGUGGAUGGAGUAGAGGGUGAAAAGGAAGCUUUCCAAAACGCUGGUUCUCUUGACGGUUUCGAAGUGAUCGAUGAUAUCAAAACCGCACUGGAGAAUGUAUGCCCUGGAGUCGUCUCUUGUGCCGAUAUCCUCGCUAUUGCAGCUGAAAUCUCUGUCUCACUGGCGGGAGGGCCGUCAUGGGACGUAUUGUUAGGAAGAAGAGAUGGUCGCACGGCUAACCGUGGGGACGCCGUGGCUGCACUUCCACUAGGACCUGACUCGAUGGAGAUACUUACUUCGAAAUUCUCCGUACAUAAUCUUGACACUACCGAUCUUGUCGCUUUAUCUGGUGCUCACACCUUCGGGAGGGUUCAGUGUGGAGUAAUAGCAAAUCGUCUACACAAUUUUACUGGUAACAAUGGACAGUCCGAUCCUAGCAUUGAACCAAAAUUCUUAAGAACACUGCGACGAAAAUGUCCGCAAGGCAGAAGUCUCACCGCGAGGGUCAAUCUUGAUCCUACAAGCCCGGACUCAUUUGAUAACGACUAUUUCAAGAACCUUCAAAACAACCGUGGGGUCAUUGAAUCAGAUCAAAUCUUGUUCUCUUCGAAAGGAGCACCUACUAUGUCUUUGGUGAAUCGUUUUGCAAAGAGCCAACGUAAAUUCUAUAAAGCUUUUGCGAAAUCAAUGAUCAAGAUGGGCAAUGUAAGGGUUCUCACAGGAAACGAUGGAGAGAUCCGUAGAGACUGUAGACGGGUCAACUAAUACGGUUUUGCUUAAUGCAUCGUCAAGUGAUCAAAUUUACGUGUUGAUUAUACUUAAUAAGUUGUAUUUCUGCUUUUCCACAAUUGUUUAUCUCCAUUUGAUUUUGUUUUACUAUAUUAAGGUUAAGCAUGUCCAUUAUUAAUUUUUUCUCGCUUCUCAGAUUGUAAUCAUACACACAUAUAUAAAUGAGAAGAGCGUCAACAAAGUAAUUAAACUUCUGUAAGGAAAAGAAAUAAAAAAAGUGGCGAACGACGUCGUUGCAGUCGAGAUAGUCGUCUCAUGUAGUACGUAUAUAAAGCUGUGCUUUGCUGCAGUACAACACACCAGAACACCGAUGUUUAGUCGUACAUACAGAAACUUGGGUUAAAUAAUUAAGAAUACAUUAAUAAUGUUUUUCAUUACAUUAGUCACAUGGAAAAUAUUUUUAAAAUUUAGCUAACUAUAAUUUAAAAACUUACAAAUCAGCAACCUCAAAAAUACGAUAUAGCACGGCUCGUUAAUCGUACACAGUAGUACAACACAUGAAUUGUACUGCUUUCAGACAAUGUCUUAUAAACUACAUGUAGUUCCAUGGUGAUUAAACAUAGCAAGAAAGGGUUUUUUUCCUGGAUUUGUACGAACAUCAUUGAGUGCAGCGUUGAUGUGAUUUACUUCUCUUUUUCAUUGUUGAAUGGAUUAAAGCAAUUUACAUCAACGUUGGCUCAAUUAUGUUUUUCUGAUUUUCAGGAUCAUAGAGAAAAAACAUUCACAAACAAAUUUUAUCAUUGAUGUCAUUCCAACUCCAGAUUCAAAUCUCUAGCUCUUUUUCGAGUCUUACAACAAACUUUCACCAUUCAAAAUAACUUAGAGAAGCACCGAAAAGGAUUCAAUAUGCGAGGUUGGUCUCUUUAAUGGAAUUGUGAACAGUUUCGUUUAUUGAAUAAUAGCGACAGUUCUAAAAUGUAUUUUAUUUUAAUGAAAAUCAUGGCUUUUAAAUAUAUACUACUGGUAAUGGAGACGAGAGGUAAGACCGUAAGAGUGACAUUAAAAUUAUUAUAUUUUCAAAAUAUUAUCACCGUUUUUAAACAGAAAGUGAACAACUUUGUUAAUAAGAUUAACGUCGCACUAAUGUUCAAAAAAAGAGAAGAUUAAUAUCGCAUAUUCGAAUCUCUAUUGGGUGCAUUUUCAAGUUAUUUUGUAUGUUGAAGGUGUAUUGUUAGAAUCGAAAAUAUAAUAAUUUUAAAUGUUCUAAACGGCGUAUAGGAAUAAGACAUCCAUGACUCGUGGCGGUAAAGUAACGUUAUUCAACCUUUAACACAUGAUAUCUGAUGUGUCUUUCAAAAAAAAGGAAAAAACAUAUAAAUCCAAAAAUUAUUAUUAGUUCGAGUAUAACUUUGUUGAUUUUUUAAUCGCUAAGAAUCACAUAACAACUUUUAUAACUUCAUCAAUAUAUAUAUAGGUACUAGGAAGUAGUAAGUUCCAAAUAUACUUGUUUUACUUUCUAAAGUUUUUACAUUUAUACUUGUUUGUUCUGUAAAAAAAACUUGCAACUUAUAUUAAAGUUGCAUUUCAGAACUACUAAAUUAUUAUUACAAUCUCACACAUAACGUGGAUCAAUCAUCUAGCUAGUUUCUAUCAGCUAAGAACGACGCUCGAUUUGAAAAUCUGGCAGAAUUAUAGUGGACAAAUGUCGCUUUCAAUCCUGAGUAUUCAUGAAUUCAUACUCUAGAAUGUACCCCUAACUUUAUAAAGUAGUGGUGAGAAUUGUUAGUACAAAUAUACAUGUCGGUAUCUUUUUUAUCAAAACAAACUUGAAAAUAAAAGAUAUCACUUUGGCAUUAUUAUAGUGAUCGAUUUUUUUAUCAAAAUUUCAAAAUUACUCUUUUUCUAUAACCAAAACAAAGCAACGUUCAUAAAGCAAUCGCAAAAGUUUUUCUAAUUUCUUAACAAAUAAAAAAAGGUGAAGAAAUCCCGGAAAAUAUUUACGUAGACAAUAACAAACUCCCACUUGUCAAAAGAU
Brassica napus (rape) is the source of this 3067-nucleotide messenger RNA. RefSeq names its product peroxidase 58. Gene Ontology annotation, biological process: hydrogen peroxide catabolic process; response to oxidative stress. The coding region runs from base 76 to 1068 and encodes 330 amino acids. The transcript has 4 exons. Lineage: Eukaryota; Viridiplantae; Streptophyta; Magnoliopsida; Brassicales; Brassicaceae. The record is from RefSeq and is a predicted model, not a curated record. Gene Ontology annotation, molecular function: heme binding; peroxidase activity.